Molecule: messenger RNA, 639 nt
Organism: Guillardia theta CCMP2712
Lineage: Eukaryota; Cryptophyceae; Pyrenomonadales; Geminigeraceae
Exons: 2
Coding region: 1-639 (212 amino acids)
Source: RefSeq, a predicted model, not a curated record
AUGAAGGAGGUCGACCUUGUGAGGAACCGGCUGGUGGUGGCGGGGAAGGGGUGGGAGUACGAGCGGAGCCCGUGCUGCAAGGACAUGAUCCACCACCUGGUGAGGAGGGAGUGCUACUGCAGCUGGUUCCAGCCGGUGGACGGCGGUGUGAAGGACCAGUUCCCGGCGAUCCGGAUCGGGGACCUGUACUACACGCUGAGCCUGAGGAUCCAGAAGGCGAUGUUCCGGCACGUGAGGCUGACGAAGGACUUCAAGAACCUCGAGCGCCUCCCCGAUGGGCAGGUGAAGCUGAGGAUCCCCACUCAGCUGCUGGUGGAGAAGAAGCGGACCGCUACGAGGUUUACGGUGAUGCGGUCCAAGGCGAUGGCGACCAAGCCCUCGGCCAAGCGUCUGAGGUUCGACCGCAGGGGGGAGGGGUCGGACGUGAUGGACCUGUCGGACAUCAUCAACGGCAUCCUCGGUCCCGCGAGCGAGGAUGCGAGGCCGAGCUUCACGGUGUUCUCCCUGAGCGAGGAGGAGACGGCGGAGCACAUCAUGCAGAACCUCUUCAAGGAGUGCCCCAGCCUGACGGAGGACAAGAUGAAGUUCAUGAGGAGCAUGGGUUUGAUGUACGAGAAGAUUCAUAGCGGCUCUGUUUGA